AUGAAGAUAUCCAUCACCUUCCAAGCUGAUCCGCAGGGAGCCCGGAUCGAGCAGAGCAGCCACCCGCCGGGGCCCGGAGCUCCCCUCCAGCAGCUACGGAUAUUCCGGGAUAUUCCGGAUACUCGGAAAGCCUCAAAAUAUCCCACAGGCUCAGGCAAACGGGCCCAGGUGGGGUGGCAGCAGCCAGAACCACCCAGCUACCUGUCACAGCGCGGUGGCUGCCGAGGACCAAACGAGGAGUCGGAGCGGCGCUCCGAAACGGAUGAAUUCCGGCUCUCCGACUGCUGCAGCUCCCUGCGCCUUAGUGUGGUUGUCUUUGGAAGGAAGCUGACGUCCUUCUCCGCGAUAGCGCUGAACCAGCUGCAGCACGAGAAGAAGUAUGACAUCUAUUUCACGGAUGGAAAUGUUUACGCGCUGUACAGGAAGCUGCUGCAGCACGAAUGCUCCGUGUGCCCGGACGCGAGGCCGUUCAGCACCUUUGCAGAUCUGGAGCAGCACAUGAGAAAGCAGCAUGAACUCUUCUGUUGCAAACUCUGUGUUAAGCAUUUAAAGAUAUUUACGUAUGAACGGAAAUGGUAUUCUCGUAAGGACCUUGCCCGCCAUCGAAUCCACGGAGAUCCGGAUGACACCUCUCAUCGUGGCCAUCCCCUCUGUAAAUUCUGCGACGAGCGUUAUUUGGAUAAUGACGAGUUGCUGAAACACCUAAGACGAGAUCAUUAUUUUUGUCAUUUCUGUGACUCUGAUGGUGCUCAGGAGUACUACAGCGACUACGAGUACCUGCGGGAGCACUUCCGCGAGAAGCACUUCCUCUGCGAGGAGGGCCGCUGCAGCUCGGAGCAGUUCACGCACGCCUUCCGCACCGAGAUCGACUACAAGGCGCACAAGACGGCGUGCCACAGCAAGAGCCGCGCCGAGGCGCGCCAGAACCGCCACAUCGACCUGCAGUUCAGCCUCGCGCCGCGCCACCAGCGCCGGAGCGACGGUGUUAUAGGUGGAGAGGACUACGAAGAAGUGGACAGAUUUAACAGGCAGGGCAGGUCGGGCAGGCUCAGCAGCCGAGGAAGUCAGCAAAACAGAAGAGGCAGCUGGAGAUACAAGAGGGAAGAAGAGGACAGAGAUGUUGCAGCAGCAGUCAGGGCAUCUGUUGCAGCUAAACGGCAAGAAGAGAAAAAACGGGUAGAAGAUAAAGAUGACAGCAGCAUCAGCAGGGCUAAAAAGGAGGAACUGAGGGAUUUGGAAGUACCCAGCUCCAAACGUGUGCCAAAGUCUUCAAAUGAUGCUACAGAAGCAGCUGCUAAUGGUGCUUUAUGCCAAGAUGACUUUCCAGCAAUUGGUGCAGCAGUGGGACCUCUACAGGGCUCUGCCCAGCUGGCGCCAGUUAAGCUUAAGGAAGAAGACUUCCCAAGCUUGUCAUCUUCUGCAGCACCCAUCUCUUCUGGGAUGUCUCUGACAUACAUAGCUAGUGCAAAGAAAACAGCUUUUCAAGAGGAGGAUUUUCCAGCUCUGGUGUCCAAAAUGAGGCCUAACAAAACAGUAACUAGCAUCACAUCUGCAUGGAACAACGGUUCCAGUAAAAGUGUGGUCAAAGCCAUUAGUAGCCCCAGUGCAAACCAGAUAGCCAAAAAGCCACCAUCCUUGAACAGCAGUAAAGGAAGCAAGAAGAGCAAUAAACUCUCUCUGUCAGAUGAUGAAGACGGUGGCAGUGGCUUGACAACCCAGGAGAUCAGAAACACGCCGACUAUGUUUGAUGUAUCGUCCUUGCUGGCAGCUUCUACCUCACAAACUUUUACGAAAGUGAGCAAGAAAAAGAAGAUGGGGGCUGAGAAGCAGAGACCAUCGUCCCCACAGCUCUUGCAGGAUACGUCUUUUCCCAAGGCACCUGCUGAAAAGCUGCCAGGAGCAGAGCAGACAGCAAAUGCUUCCUCUGCCCUUCACGGCCCUGACAGAUCUGCAGCCGUCGUGAACGGUCACUCGGAAAAAUCCUUAGCAACCUGCAGCACCCCCAAAGAGCCCCCUGGCCUUAAAAAGCCCACAGUGACUAACCCAUGCCCUUUACCUCAGGAAGACUUCCCAGCUCUUGGGAGCUCAGGAUCAGCUCGGAUGCCUCCGCCACCAGGCUUUAACACUGUGGUGCUAUUAAAGAGUCCUCCUCCACCCCCAGGACUGUCGGUGCCUGUUAGCAAACCCCCUCCAGGCUUUGCUGUUAUUCCUUCCACCAAUGUCCCUGAACCUGUCACUACAUCCUUGAAAGAACCAAAAUCCUGUCAUGGAUCAUACUUGAUACCUGAAAACUUUCAGCAAAGGAAUAUUCAGCUAAUACAAUCUAUUAAAGAAUUUCUUCAGAGCGAUGAAUCUAAGUUCAAUAAAUUUAAAACUCAUUCUGGGCAAUUCAGACAGGGGCUGAUUUCUGCAGCGCAGUAUUACAAGAGUUGCCGAGACCUACUUGGGGAUAACUUCAAGAAAAUCUUCAAUGAGUUGUUGGUGUUGUUGCCAGACACGGAUAAGCAACAAGAACUGCUUUCUGCUCACAACGACUUCAAAAUCAAGGAGAAGCAAAGCUCAAACAAACCCAAAAAGAACAAAAAGAAUGUCUGGCAGACGGACUCCAGCUCUGACCUCGACUGCUGCAUCUGCCCCACGUGUAAGCAAGUGCUCACUCAGCAGGACGUUGUCACUCAUAAAGCUUUGCAUAUUGAGGACGAGGAAUUCCCUUCCUUGCAGGCAAUCAGCAGAAUCAUCAGUUAGCUUUCCUGAAGACCAAUAAAAGAGUCUCAACCCACGAAUAUGCACUUUUUGGAAUGAGGUUUGGCAGUGUAGUGUGGCUGGGAGCCGGUGCCACUUGAGUAACACGCAGGUAACUGUUAGAGAGCCCCUCGGU
Molecule: messenger RNA, 2878 nt
Organism: Tinamus guttatus (white-throated tinamou)
Lineage: Eukaryota; Metazoa; Chordata; Aves; Tinamiformes; Tinamidae
Source: RefSeq, a predicted model, not a curated record